GACUCCUGCCAAGAUCCUUCCUGCUUGGCUGAGGAUCCGGUAGAGGAGUGGCUGCCUUUGCUUCUGGCAGCAGCGCUUCCCUCUCUGAAGGGCGCUCUGCCGAAGGACGAUCGGGGACUUUCCGUGCUGCCGCAUCCCCACCCACUGCAGAAGAAAACGCUGCGGAGCGCCAGGUUUCGCCUGACACCUUCGGGCUCCGUCGCCUUUGACACGCGCCGUGCCUGCGACAACUGCGACAACCCCAUCGAGGAGCGCACCUGGUACGCUUGUGCGGAAGGCUGCCAGGUCGACUUCUGUUGCCGCUGCCAUAAGAGAUACGAGCAGCUCUUUGAGGGACGUGACCGUUCCGCUGCCUUGCGCGCCGCGGAGGUCGCGACCCGAGCGGCAGCCGCCGCCACAGCGGCAGGAGCCUCGUCGCGGCGGGCUCUGGUAGAAGGCUUUGCCUUCGAGUGGCCGCAUCAGCUCUUCCAGGACCUUGUGCGUGCAAUCGCCGGCGUUGCUGAUGCCAAAGUGGUUCAUGUGGAGGAUGGUCACGACGCAGACCUCGCCGCAGACAGUAGCUUCUGGCGCCUCAUAGCGUUUCUGCAGCUACUCCGCUGCGCCAAUGACAGACCUUCCCAGGAGACGCGCUUUGGCGAGCUUACUCCACGGGGUCCCCGGCUUCCGGAGGAAGAAUUCGUCUUAGGAGGCAUCGACAAGUGCGAUGCGGAGGCAGAGUACAAGCGAUGGCGCGACCUGGGCCGCGGCUCCUCGAAAGUAGUGGCAUCAGUGCUCGAACAAGAGACCUUCGAGGUCACGCCCUCUUUCGCCCUCUUCCUGGCCCACGUGGACUUAGUUCCCCUGGGCUUCCGCCAGCGAUGUUUGCAGUCGGACAUAACGGACAUGCUGAGCAGGGCCCGUCUCUUUCGCCGCCGGGUGCAGCCGCUUGCAGUGAAAGUUCCUCGCAGCCCGCAGGCGGAGUUUCGCACAGCUAUGAUCCGGCAGCUUGCCGAUGCCGCAUCUCCGCGACCGUUGAUGGCCAAGUUCUCUGGUGAAAGGGGCUCCGGGCCUGGUGUGGCCAAGGAGUUCUUGGCUCUUGCCAUGGAGGCGAUCUUUUCCUCGAAGUCCGGCGAGGGCUAUGAGGACGGCGAGCCGGUGUUCGUGUACGAUGCAGACUCCAGGACGUAUUGGUUCUCGGAGACUGCAGCGCCGGUGCCGGAGCUCUUUCACACAGUGGGGGUGCUGCUCGCGCAGGCCCUCUUGAUCGGUACGCAGCUCCAGGUGAACCUGCCUCCGCUCUUCUACAGUGCCUCCGUGGGCGAGUUGGGGCUGGCGGACCUGGCUGCCCUGAAGAAUCCUGGCCUGCUAUGCGAAGGCACGUACAUCAACGACGGCGACUACAAUGAGCUGAUUGACUACGAAGGCCUCGAUGUAGCCGAGGUCUUUCCGCUGGAUUGGCCGCGCAGCCACGAGCUGAACCCCGAGAACCGCGCAGAGUACGAAGAGCUGACGGAUGUUCAGACACUCAAGGUGCACUUGGAGAAGUCCUGCGGCGUCCCACGAUUCCGGCAGAGGCUCCUUUCUCAGCAGAGCAUCCUGGCAGAUGACCACUGCUUAGACCUGCCUGUGCAUGUACAGUUGGUCCUCCUUCCUUUCUGCAGUGCUUCAUGGGAGCAGCGAAGGGAGCUCGUCCUCGCGGCCAGCAGGGGUGCGGCAACUCUCGUGGAGCAGCUCUUGCAACGCCCUCAGGAUCCGAACUUGAUGGACUGGCUCGGCCAUUCUGCUCUGACAGAAGCAGCACGUGCAAACCACAUGCCGAUCGCUGCUUUAUUGCUGGAGGCGAAGUCUGAUCCAGACAUCCGAGAUGAAGGAUACACAGCUGUUGCAUUUGCAGCCCACGCUGGGAACUCUGACAUUUUAAAACUGCUCCUCGCGGCCAAUGCGAACCCUGAUGUCACCACAGAGGAAGGCACAGCUCUGCACCAAGCACUUGGGAACUACAAUGACAAGAAAUGGGAACGCUACGAGACCACUGUGACUUUGCUGCUAGAGUUCCGCGCUGACGUGGAUAUCGUGGACAAGAGGGGUCGUACGGCGCUGCACGCGGCUUCUCGCAUCCCGGGCCCUGGAAAGCCCCGACUGGUGAAGCAGCUGGUGAUGGCGAAGGCGAAUGUCAAUGCAGCUGACAAAGAGCAACUCACUGCGCUUCACUGCAGCUCAAAGCAUGGUUGCUUAGACUCGGCCCGCUGUUUGCUGCAGGCCCGGGCUGACGUGGGUCUCGAAGAUUCUCGCAGCAGGACAGCUCUGCAUGCAGCCUGUUCGAGGUUCGAUUCUGUACCCUACACGGUUGCAGUGGACCUCCUGCGGUUGCUGCUUCAGGCGCGAGCUGACAAAGAUGCAGUUGAUGACGUUCAUGGUACAGCCUUGCACUAUGCAUUGAAGUCGAAGGACGGCACGAUGCUUCUGCUUCGCUGUCUCCUGGAUGCGGGAGCUCGCAUGGAGGUGGCGGACAAGCACGGAUGCACUGCCUUGCAAUGCGCACUACAACAAUCUUAUCAGCAGAGCGGCGUGCGGAUCCUGUUUCAGUCACUUCCCAGGCCAAGACGCCAAGGCCCAAGCCCAAGAAACUGUGGCAGAAGAGUUGCCUCUCGCAACCUUGGGGCAUGA
Molecule: messenger RNA, 2646 nt
Organism: Symbiodinium sp. CCMP2456
Lineage: Eukaryota; Dinophyceae; Suessiales; Symbiodiniaceae
Source: the annotation of a GenBank genome assembly